Messenger RNA from Perkinsus marinus ATCC 50983, 214 nucleotides. RefSeq lists its product as hypothetical. Lineage: Eukaryota; Perkinsozoa; Perkinsida; Perkinsidae. The transcript has a single exon. The record is from RefSeq and is a predicted model, not a curated record. The annotation marks the transcript as partial.
GUGCCCUCGUCAUCGCCCACAUCAUCAGCAGCAGCAUUACCGCAUAUAUUCGACCCUCUCUUUAAGGAGGUAUUUGUAUUGAGUAAAAUAGCGGAUUCUAUCAUCACACCAUCGACACCGAGUACGGUGAGGAAGAAGAAGAGGAGGAUUACUAACUAUACUCCAACUGCUGGGGAGGGGGAAGAUGAGAAUGACGAGGAAGAGAUUCUAUUGA